UUGAUUUGCCGUUUAUAGGGAAUGAUUGAUUCUUCAGCCGAGACCCAUAUAUACCAUCUACCCUAAUAUCAACAUGUGAGGUGAUUAAAACUUUUUUUUAACAUGCCAUUCGCAAUAGCAACUUUCUUGUGUGAAAAGGAAGUGUUUUCCUGUGGUUGUUGGUAGCUAGCGAGUGACGGCUUUGAUAGCUGUCGGUUUCGACUGAAGUGAUAAAACAACAGAGCCACUCGCAAAGGUCAACACCACACCAUCGUAUGGUUCGACUUGCGCUCGUGAUUUGUCAUUAUAGCAAAUUGCUUUGCGUUCCUAAAUGAACUCAGCUCGCUACUCCAAAUAACAUCAGUCUCAUUUCUGCUGACUUGUGGUCACAUUUUGAGACGCGAAUUGAGAUAUGUAUGACGACGUUUUAAAACUCUCUGGGUAGACUAAAUAAAUCGGUAUCUUUUUCUGAGAUAUUUAAUUUUUGGCAGAUUGAUCGAAAUAUGCGUGUGGUAGUUAAACGUGGAAAUGGUGAAGGAGUCAAAAUUCCAAAAUGCGUAAUCGAUUGUUACUUCUCUUUGCUUUAAGCCAGAAAUACCUUCAAAGAGAGCGAUUUCCGUCUAUUCCUCGGCAUUCGUGAUCAUGACACUGGUUUAUUGAGCGGGCCUCCUUGAAUAACCGUAAAUAACUUUGAGCCUGUCAACAGAGGAGCGGCAGGCUGAAAGAUUUCUGAUGAUGUUUCCUGAAAUACAAGGGGACAUGUUUCCUGCACGCCUCACUUUCUCACACGCUCUCUCUCUCACAUUCAAUCUGAUAUAGAGUAUUUGAAUGUGAAAGAAAAUAAAUACAUUUGUGUGUGUAUAACAUGCUUAAGUAAGUGUGUACUGCCUUCAUAAACAUGUUAUGUUUAUUUUAGAAUGUCACCUCUCGUUUUUCGAAGUCCAUGUGUAGCGAAAGAAAUGUUCAAGAGAUGAACUACGUUUCUCUCCAUUGAAGAUUUCUCCUGAUUUGUUCUGAAGUGUUGGAAAAACAAAUUUUUAGAGAGGUUUCUAGCAUGUAGUUUCGUCGUGACGUAUUGGGUAAUACCAAGAAAGCUUUCCGUUUUAUGUUUUAUCUGAACCUUGAAUUAGUUUUCCCUGCUGUUAGCGAAAUCAAACCCCUAUAUUUGCAGAAACAUACAGCCUACUUUAUUUUUGUGGCUAAACUUUGAUUACGAACCGAAAGAAAACAUUUUAAUAUAUAUUUAUAAUGCCCUUUUUGUAGAAAACUUAAACGCAGUUUUCAGCCUUUUUUUUCAGAUUUUCUGUCACAAGUGAUUUGAAAAAGAGAACACAAUGCCGCUCAAUUACGCAAACUAAUAUAACUUUUAAGAAAUAUUAUGGUAAUUUUACAACAAUAUUAAUUAUGCAGUUCUAAAACUAAAUCAAUGUUAACUCAUUGUAGUGGAUGACAGCUAAGAUUUUGUUCUUUUGUCUUGUGGUUAGAAUGAUUUAAUUGUUUUUGAAGCGUAGGAAUUUAAAUUGAGCCGCUGAAGUCAAGUAUCAGAGAUCACGUUUCGUUCUUGGUAGAAAGCUCCUUAAAAGCAUUUUUCCCUUUGCUGAUGUCAUUCCUUCACAUUCUUCAUCUAGAAAACAUUGCUGCAGAGCUAUGUCCUCAAAUCUGCAAGAUGGACACUGUGGAUCAGAAAAAGAGUUCUGUAAAAAGUAUUCUUACUAUGACUAUCCCAUUGAAGUUGUUGAAUUACCUGAUGAACCAGAUGGUAAAAGAUUUGAGCUGUUUUUUGAGCGUGAAGGACAGGUUGAAGCUUCUACCCAAACCACGAGGCCAAUCACGGCGGUAAGUGAAUGUGGUCAGUCAAUUAAAUCAACAGGAUCAGACCGGCAGGAAUGGUCAUACACCCUUUAUGACUUUGAAGGCCAAGGCCAAGUCACUCGAGAUGACGUGAAGAACCUUGUGAAGUCAAUCUAUGAUGUCCUUGGCAAAAGCAUUUCUCAUCCCAAAGGAACACAAAAAGAUCCUGUUAAAAAACUCUGUGUGAAAUUGUCACUCUCAAAGGAAAGAGGCAGAGAUCUUAAUAGUAGGACAAGGCAUGAAUGUGUCCUGACUGGUAGUGGCUUUGAGGAACAUCCCAGAAGGAGUAAAGGGAGAAAGUACCUUUCAAUACAAAGAGAGGGGUCUUUGACUGUGAACCCUCCAUCUACAGACUGCCUUGGUCAAUUCAGACCUAAGAGCAGCCUGUGUGAGCCAAUACAGUCAGAGCAACAUGCCAGCAGCAGUGGGCAUCCUCGCAGAUCAUCAUCAUGCAGGAGGUGUGAGCACAGGCAACCUGUUGACAAGGAUUGUGUGAGAAAUGACCCCCGAAGGAGUGCCAACCCUGUUGACUCAAAGGGAAUGUAUCAUUUCCCCAAGAGAAUGCAAACUGGGCCUGGAGAAUGUAACCCACCAGUAUCCAAUAGCGAGGAAAUGACCAGAGUUAAGGAUUGGAUCAAUCAGUGGUGUCACAUGUAUGACAAGGGGGAGGAAGAACCCCGUGAAGAACACCACCGGCACAAACAUAAGCUGCACCAUCGACAUCGUGUCUGCCAAACCAACAGCUGUGAUAUGGGCUGUGGCCUUCGUCGCUGCCCUCAGUACCUUGAUCUUGCAACAGAUCACCUAACCUACCCUUACCACACAGAAAGUCAGUCAUUCCCUUUUGCAAAUGGAUCUCCCUCACCACAGCACAGUCACAGACACAGUGAAUAUCAUCACUGUAAGCGCAACUUAACUAGAGACAGUGACUUAUGUCAUCAGGAUGGACAACCAGUCAUGCAUCGCCAUGAGCACCACCACCAUCACAGUCACCAUCAUUAUCAUCACUAUGUCAGCUAAAUAACUUUGUUAUUUAAAUUCUACCUUUGACUAAAAUCAUUUUCACACAAUUUAUGGUUUUUAGGUAAGAUUAAAUGUGGUGAAAAGUUAUAACAUUUAUAGGGAACAAGCCUUGCUUGAUGAAUAGGACCUUGUAAAGAGGCACACUUUGUGAUGAACAAUAAGAACUCAAGCAAGGGGUUACUCUCAAUUACUGGAAAAUAUUACUUUAUGCAAAGAAGCAAGAAUCUUUAUGUUUUAAGACUUUUUUGUAUAGCCUGUUAAAUCAAGUAGAAUUAUGUAUUUUCUACCUGUCUUGAAACUGCAUGCAUGAAGGGCAAACAGUAUUGCAACUUGUCUUUGCUAGAAUGGGAUUGUUAUAUAUUUCACUUUUAUAAUAUCAUACAAUUUAAUGUACAUGAUAUUUGUAAGAAUCAUCAGAUUAUCCCAGACUGAAAGCAAUAUUUAACCAUUGUUGUACUCCAUUUAAAAACACCAUGCGUAGGUAAGGAAUUUGACUGCCAUGAAAUGUGAUUAAAGAUAAGUAAAAAAAUUUAUUCAUUCAUGAAAAGUACUUUUGUAAUUCUUUUACAUGUAAAACAAAACAAAAUGAACAUUGUGAUUUUAAAUGCUUUUUUGAUCAACAAAACAAAUGAGCUCUUUAUUUUUUAUUAGGAUUAUUCACAGGUUGUAGGAACAAUUGGCAGUGUAAACAGGAAUUUGUCUUUUUUUUCAACUUUAUUAUUGACUUUUUCUAAGUCAGUUAGUUGUGAAGUAUGAGUAUAUGCUUUAUUGCUGUUUUAUCCUCACUCUACAUUUAUUGCCCCUUUUUUAGAGUAUAGUAGCCUUGGGAAUCAUAUGACGUAGACAAAAACUAAAAUAGAAUUUAGCUCACGGAUAAAAUUAAGCCACAACAGGUAUUCCAGGCAGUUGAGGAAUGGUUCAGAAAAAUUUUUUUAAAAUCUAAAACCCUAGUUAUUUGAAUCAAAGGAAAUUUAAAGUAUAUCUUAUUCACAUUGUAUAAAAUCAUUUAAGAAGUAUUUAACAAUUCCAGUGUAUAUUCAACAUUUACUGUAAUAAUAAUAUUAUAUAUUUCACAAUGCAUCAGGCGAA
Molecule: messenger RNA, 3942 nt
Organism: Pocillopora damicornis (cauliflower coral)
Lineage: Eukaryota; Metazoa; Cnidaria; Anthozoa; Scleractinia; Pocilloporidae
Product: protein naked cuticle homolog 2
Biological process (GO): negative regulation of Wnt signaling pathway
Cellular component (GO): cytoplasm
Source: RefSeq, a predicted model, not a curated record